Messenger RNA from Etheostoma spectabile (orangethroat darter), 1500 nucleotides. It is a transcript of the gene clnk, whose product is annotated as cytokine dependent hematopoietic cell linker. Gene Ontology annotation, biological process: cell surface receptor protein tyrosine kinase signaling pathway; intracellular signal transduction. The transcript is spliced from 17 exons. Bases 272 to 1315 code for a protein of 347 amino acids. NCBI's taxonomy places the organism in Eukaryota, Metazoa, Chordata, Actinopteri, Perciformes, Percidae. The record is from RefSeq and is a predicted model, not a curated record.
CAGUUAUUCACCACACAGGAAGUCAUUUUGGGUUACUGCAGUGGGCUGCCUAACUCCAACAGUCAGACUUUAAGCAGCCUGGGUGUUUUCUGUAUGUCUGAGUGAUGGAAAUAAAAACUGCAGACUAUCUAUUUCUGUAACCAAAUACAUUUAACCAAAUUUGCUGGACACCCACUGACGCAAGUGCGCUCUUGUUGUACAAGUUUUCAGAAAAGCCCCUUGUUAGCUGCAGAUAGAGAGAGGGAACAGCCAUGAUUCUGCUGCUGUGAUAAUGGAACGCAACAGAACAGACAGGAAGAGAAAUCAAAGAUGCAGAAACUAUAAGAACGUCGUGGAGCCUCAGUACGAUGUGGUGGGUGACCAGGAGGAAGCGCCGCAUGUGCGCAUACUUCCUGCAAGACCCAUACAUGAUGAGAGAGAGUAUGCAGACAGGGAUAUUCCAAGGUCGUCAUCACUCUCCACUGGUAAUUCCAACAUCCUCUCAGGAAAAAUUGCAAUAACUUCAGGACCUUCUAUAAAUAGAGACCUGAAGCCAGGCAGAAGAAGGGCCAAAUUAGAUAAGAGGGUCACACCUGUGCCGCCGGCAGAACAGCUCUCACACAGGCGCUCUCCACCACCUCCACCGUUGACCUCGGAGUUAGUCAAACACUUGCCCGAGCUGACUCUACAAGAACCCUGCAGCAGAAAUGGACAGAAAGCAACUAAAAACGCAGACUCCAGUUCCCUUAUAACAGGUCUGCAGAGAGCUGGAAGUGUUUUAUCACUUCACACCAAUCACAGACAUUCUCUGGAUUUGGAAACUCAUAAUUUUGAAACAAGGUCACAACAAUGUUUAGAAAGGGUGCCAUCAAAACGUCAUCACCAUGAGUGGCCUCAAACUAAAGAAGACUUUGACCAACAUGACUUUGUUCCAAUGGAAAAGCCUAAACAGACCUGUGAAGAAGACUGGUACAUUGGGGCUUGUACUCGAGCAGAUGCUGAGCAUGCCUUACACCUGGUCAACAAGGACGGGGCGUUUUUGGUACGAGACUGCUCCAUCAACACCAACAGUGAGCCCUUGGUGUUGGCUGUGUAUCACGAAAAGAAGGUUUACAAUAUAAAAAUCCGGUUCGUCAAGAGCACCGUCAAGUAUGCCCUGGGGACGGGACAACGAUCAAAUGAUAUGUUUGACUCUGUGGCAGACAUCGUCAAGUUUCACUCCAUAUUCCCAAUACUACUCGUCAGUGGGAGAAAUACUCCCGGAAGCAAAUGUCCAGAAAACUGUGUGCUGACUUGUCCAGUAACGAAAAGGGAUGUAGACCAGCUGCUGCAAUAACACAUAAACCAUUACAGCAAAGAUCAUCUGCUCCAUCCCAUCUGGGUCCUCACAUUAAUAUGUACGUUACCCACAGUACGAGACCCAAAACAUCCAAUAGUGUUUACCAUGAGCAUGUUCGGAAAAAGACGAGUGUGUAUACCAAUUGUUCAUGCUUGUGUCAAUAAAAAAACUGUUCCAUCUAA